AUGAGAACCAACAGAGACGCUGUGUCCCUUCCUGCCUGCAGGAUGGGGGCCACGAGGCCAGCGCUGGCCUUGCUGACCCUGGCCUACCUGCUGUGCACCGCCACCACCCUGAAAAUCUGCGCUUUCAACAUCAAGAGCUUUGGAGACAGCAAGCUGUCCGACGAGACCACCGCGGGCAUCAUCGUGAAAAUCCUGUCACGGUAUGACAUUGCCCUGGUGCAGGAGGUGCGGGAUGCCGAUCUCAGUGCUGUGACCAACCUCCUGGACCAGCUCAACAGUGCAUCGAAGCAUCAGUACAGCUAUGAGAUCAGCGAGCCCCUGGGUCGGGAGAACUACAUGGAGAUGUACCUCUUCAUCUACAGGACGCAGACGGUGUCUGUAGUGGCCACGUACCAGUACCCAGACCCAACCAACACCUUCAGUCGGGAGCCCUUCAUCGUGAAAUUCUCAUCCCCCAACUCGCAGGGGCAGGAGUUCGUGCUGGUGCCCCUGCAUACGCCCCCCAGCGAGGCUGUGGCAGAGAUCGACGCCCUCUACGAUGUCUACUUAGAUGUCAUCGACAAGUGGGGGACUGAUAAUAUCAUGUUCCUGGGAGAUUUCAAUGCCGACUGCUCCUAUGUCAAGAAAGGGGACUGGGGGUCCAUCCGCCUGCGCACCAGCGAGGUGUUCGAGUGGCUCAUCCCUGACAGCGCAGACACCACUGUUGGGAAGUCAGACUGUGCCUACGACAGGAUUGUGGUGUGUGGUUCCAAGCUGAAGAAAAGCAUCAAGCCCAAGUCUGCUGCUGUCUAUGAUUUCCAACACGCUUUCAAACUGGAGCAAGCCGAGGCCCUGGCUGUCAGCGACCAUUUCCCCGUGGAGGUGACGCUGAAGGCUCACUGA
This is a messenger RNA of Mauremys mutica (yellowpond turtle), 882 nucleotides long. Its product is annotated as deoxyribonuclease-1-like 2. Lineage: Eukaryota; Metazoa; Chordata; Testudines; Geoemydidae. Gene Ontology annotation, biological process: DNA catabolic process. The record is from RefSeq and is a predicted model, not a curated record. Gene Ontology annotation, molecular function: DNA nuclease activity. The transcript is spliced from 9 exons. Gene Ontology annotation, cellular component: nucleus. Bases 1 to 882 code for a protein of 293 amino acids.